CACAGUGGCACCAUGACGCUCCACACAUAUUUCAUAGUAACUUUAAUUUUGGGUUUGUUUUUACAUGCUCAAGGUGGCAGUGCAGAUCAGCAUGCUCCUGUUGUUCAAACUUCUCUGGGCAUCUUGAAAGGUGGUUAUGUGACAGUGAAAGGCAAAGAGACUGGAGCACAUGCCUUUUUAGGAGUCCCGUUUGCUAAGCCGCCUGUGGGCCCAGCUCUUAGAUUUGCUCCACCUCAGCCUGUAGAAAAAUGGAGUGGAGUGAAAGAUGCAACUGAACAACCUCCCAUGUGUGUUCAGAAUAAAGCAGUGUUGAAAAAUCUUGCCUCCAAACUAGGCAUUAAAGUAGAAACUCCAGACAUUUCAGAGGACUGCCUUUACCUCAACAUUUACACUCCUGCAAACAGAGAUUCUGACGCCAAGCUCCCUGUUAUGGUUUGGAUCCAUGGAGGAAGAUUUCUUUCAGGUGCAGCUUCUGCAUAUGAUGGUUCUGCGUUGGCUGCGUAUGAAGAUGUGGUGGUCGUGUUGAUACAGUAUCGCUUAGGACUUCUGGGAUUUCUCAGCACUGGAGAGAAAGACAUGGCUGGAAACUUUGGUCUUUUGGAUCAGGUGGAGGCUCUGAAGUGGGUGCAGCAGCACAUCCACAAUUUUGGUGGGAACCCAGAUCAAGUCACUAUAUUUGGGGAGUCCGCUGGAGGAAUGAGCGUGUCUUUUCUGUUCCUUUCACCUUUGUCAAAUGGACUGUUCCAUGGUGGAAUUUCAGGGAGUGGCACAGCUGUAAUCUUUGAUGAUUUGCAAAUAGAUCCUCUUAUCACCGCAACGUUGGCAGCAAACAUGUCUGGCUGCAGCCUUGAAAGUCCUGAAAUUAUUGGUAACUGCAUGAAAAAUGUUGAUCUACAAAAACUAGUGCCACUCACAGAGGUACCGGGCCUGGGACCUAGAAUAACAGUUGAUGGACUUUUCUUGACCAAACCUGUACAUGAACUGUUUACUAACCAUGAGCUACUAAAUAUUCCUUUUAUGACUGGUAUAACAAGCGACGAAUGUGGCUGGCUACUCCCCAGCUAUUUGGCACCUAAGAGCUGGACAGAGGGAAUGACUCGGGAUGAAGUGAAAGGCGUAUUGUCCAUCUUCUACGCCGAUGAACCUAAAGAUGUAGCUCUGAACUUGAUCAUAGAUGAAUACACAGGAAAAAGCGAGGAUCCCAAAAUACUCCGGACGGCCUUCACUGAUAUUCUUGCAGAUUUAACUUUCACCAUUCCUGCGCUGAAAACUGCAAACGCUCAUACAGAGGUUGGAGCUCCUGUGUAUGUUUAUGAAUACAACUUUGUCCCUCGGAGGAUCAAGAAAACGAGGCCAGAGUUUGUCGGAGCAGACCACGCAGACGAUCUCUUUACUGUGUGUGGAUUCUGCUUUACAACUACUCAUGUCAAACUAAUGGAAGAAUGCUCAAAAGAGGAGGAAAACGUCACCCGAACUGUCAUGAAAUACUGGGCAAACUUUGCUCGCACUGGGUCUCCAAACGGGGAUGGCCUGGUGCACUGGCCACAGUAUGGACAAAAGGAGAACUACCUGUUUAUUGAUGCGGAGCAGGUGGUCCGUCAGCAGCUGAGGAAGGAGAGAUUUGUGUUCUUGACUCAGACUCUUCCAAAGAUGUUGGAGAAGCUCAAGAUAAAUGACCACAUGGAGUUAUAAAGCAACUGGACACGCACAGAAAAAAUCAUUUAAAAUAACUAAUCAUCUGUGUGAACACACUGAUCACGUUAAUGGUUUCUCACAAUAAUUAUCAACAACGAGCAAGGAGGGAAACAGAUAUCAAUAUGCAGCACUUUAACUUUACUAAUCUUAGUAAUUGUUCAAUUUCCAGAUGACACUUACAUCACUACGUCUCAUAGGAAAAGUGUCCCAUUUUCACGAUCCAUUGACAAACCUUUUAAACAAAACAUAUGUAACCGGUUCAUAUAUAUGUAUAAUUAAUGUAUAAUUACACAAAAUGCUGCUUUUGUUUGUCACAGUUUUGUCCAUACCUGGUGUUUUGAUUUUAUGUGCAGCCUUGGUCCUCCAGCCGCUUCUUCUUUGUUUUUCUUUCUUCUUCGUGUGUCCUUUGCUCCUGGUAUAAAUUCAGGGUUUGACUCCCGCCUCUUCCCUUUGCAAACUGGUAUUGAGAAGAGGUCAGUCAUUCAUUGUAAUCCCAAGUGUCCUCUUUUAAUUGUCUUUUAUUAUUUGUCUUUUGUUUACAUCUGGGGUUAUAUUUUAUUUGUAUUUAAGGUAAUAUUGAUCUACUGUGUUGUUUCGUUGUUUUUGUUUGUUCAUGUGAGCAAGUGCGGGAAGAUGUUGAUAUUCUCUAUUGUCUUUUGUUGUGUAGUGUGGGCUGGGCCGAUGUGUAGCGGCACGUGUUGAUAAAGUUUUAUACUUUUUAUGAAACAGAUUAAAGGCGAUUCAAAAGU
Periophthalmus magnuspinnatus is the source of this 2444-nucleotide messenger RNA. Its product is annotated as cocaine esterase-like. The coding region runs from base 13 to 1692 and encodes 559 amino acids. The transcript is spliced from 13 exons. NCBI's taxonomy places the organism in Eukaryota, Metazoa, Chordata, Actinopteri, Gobiiformes, Gobiidae. The record is from RefSeq and is a predicted model, not a curated record.